This is a messenger RNA of Emericellopsis atlantica, 1630 nucleotides long. RefSeq lists its product as uncharacterized. The coding region runs from base 411 to 1577 and encodes 388 amino acids. Lineage: Eukaryota; Fungi; Ascomycota; Sordariomycetes; Hypocreales; Bionectriaceae. The record is from RefSeq and is a predicted model, not a curated record. The transcript has 3 exons.
GAAUCGCCAGUCUGGGGGGCCAUUCCUUCGGAUCAAACCCGCCUGCCUGGCUCUUAGUUAGGCUCUCGCUUCAUGUUCUCCCCGUCCAUACAAAUGCGUAAAGAACCGAAUCCGUCGAUCGGUGGAUCAAGACUCUGAUGCCAGUGAGUGAGAUGUGAUACCCAUAAAGUCAUGCUCCCAUUGCACCCUGUUCCCCUGUGAGUCUCACAUCUCGUAGGGCGGGCCUUGCUGUCUUCCUUUUCCACUUCCAAUUGCGCCAGAUCGACUACGCAGCGAGAAUACGUGUAAAUCUCUUCCAGGCCCACUAUCACUGUGUGCACUGCUCAGUGUGGCGAGCGGCUACAACCCAUCGACAACGCACAAAGGGAGGACGCCUCGAUUUGCGACAGUACACCGAAGAGCACGCGACCAUGUCCACAGAACCGCCCUUCAUCGUCGACGGCGAGGUCAUGUUUAUACACCCGCCGGAUGACUGGCCUACCGACGAGUUCAGCUGGAGAGAUCCGGUGCGGUCGUUCGUCCAGGAGCACUACUUUAUCUUUGGCGUCAUGGGCUCGCUCGCACUGAUCGCGCUCUGCCAGCGCUUCUACACCAAGGCAUUCCUCUCCAAGGGUCUAGCAGUCGACGAUUUGUUCAUGUUUUUCGCCUGGAUAACCUCGGUGACCACGCAAGCCCUCAUGUGCUAUCAGGUCGCCAACAAGACGCUGGGUCUGCACGGGUGGGAGAUGAUCGCCUCGCGGUUCGCCAAGGAUAUGCCCGUCACAUACGCCACGGCCGGCAUCUUCCAGAUGUGCAACGGCUUCACCAAGCUGUCUCUGCUCACCUUCUACCUCCAAAUUUCGCCGCAGAGGGGCUGGAAGAUUGCCAACUGGAUUGCCAUUGCCAUUGUCGCCGUCUCCUCCACUGUCAUCACGCUGAUGCUGUACCUCUACUGCCGACCACCCGCCAAGGCGUACAUGCCUCAGCUCGAGGGCGACUGCUUGAAUCCAGGGGCGCUGUACAUCGCAACAGCCGUCUCCAACAUUGUCACCGACUUGAUGCUCUUUGUCCUGCCGAUCCCCAUGGUGGUCAAGCUCCGGAUGAGCAAGGUGCAAAAGGCCGGUGCCGUCUUCAUCUUUGGCGUCGGCUCCGUGACUGUCGCCACCUCGGGCGUCCGCCUCUACUACUUGAUGAAUGUGUUGAACACCCAAGAUCUCACCUGGGACGCGGCACAAGCCAACAUUUGGUCCCUCAUCGAAGCCAACCUCUUCAUCAUCUGCGGCUCCAUGCCGACCCUGCGCAAGUUCUUCAAGCACUUUGCCCCGCGCCUCAUGGGCGGCUCAUCCGCCAACACCAACUCGGGUGGGUAUCGGCACUAUGGCGGCAGCUCGGGCGCGCGUCUCGAGACGAUUGGUGGAACGAACAAGGAGACGCGCAAGGCAAGAAGCCGCUACAUGGAGAUGGACGACAUGCACGACCUCUCGCCCACGACUAGGAACGACAUUGGCACUGACGACAAUGUGGAUCGGGUGCAUAAUGACAAUGGGAGCGACAAGGCGAUCCUGCAGACCAAGACAGUCGAAGUUUCGUAUUCAUGAUAUUGAUAAAGAAGAGGCUAGGGCGUGUAUAUUUUGUUAGAUUUGAUAUUGAC